AUGGCUCGGGCCGCCCUGGCUCUGGCCGUCUCUUGGCAAGUUCAACAUGUACGCGCACUCAGUGUCCUUGUGGAUCCUCACCAUGCCGAUGGGAGGAUCGGCUUAUCGCCGUGUCAUGUUGGUCAUCCGGAGGGCCAGAUGGGCCCACUCACAGCCGAGCAGGAUUGGGUCACCAGCGUGAUUCCAGUGAACAGUCAGGAGGGCAACACGACCUCGGCAGAGCACGCGCCAGGCUUGAGGAAGCUGGAAGGCUAUCAGAGAGAACGUGGCGAUUUGGAAGGGGCACGGCUAGAUGUCAUUGUUUUCGGGAUCAUGCGAAGCUUUCAGGAGACUUGGCCGAAGGUUGAAGACCAGCUACAGCUGCCUCAAAUGGAGUCACGCGGCGCAAGGGUGAAUGUAAUCGUCAGCACUACGCUGCAAGUCCGGUGCACAGAAAAAGAUUACAGCGAGGGCUUCUGCUCCGAGGAGUGGACACGGUGGAGCGAGGACGAGUUCAAGCAGGCAAUACGCUCGACUUACGGACCUCGUUUGCGAUACAUAUAUGAUACAUCCGCCACGGCUGUUGACAAAGUGCGCGCGUUAUUGCAGUCUGAUGAGGGCUCACUUCACACGAUCCUGCACGACAAAGCCCUGCGACUUUGGAGUGGCAUGAAUCCUUCCCAUUCGGGUAUUACCAUCGUUUUGAGAGCGGACGUUCACUUCGACUACCGAACGAAGCACGUAAACAUUGCUUCUCUGUGCGAUUCGCAACCAGGAUACAAUUUCAUAAGUGGUCCUUGGGAGCGUCCUUGUUUCUGGCACCAGCGGGAUUGGGAUCUGGGAGCUGUCGCUUGUAACCCGCGGGUCUUGCAGUUCGGCAUCACGCCUCAUUCUAUGUGUGACUCUCAAUGGGAUGGGUGCGCCAAUGGGUCUGAUGAGCCACCACCGCUUCCGGAAGGAUUCUCUGGUUCUUGGAAGGACAAAUGUGGUGAUGAGUCGCUACGUGCCUGCAGCACAUACCAGUGCAACCAAGUUCUCACAUUCAUGAACAGUGGCGAGCAUUUGGGAACUUUGGAUACCUACGGCAUUUUCCUCACAAUACACCGCUACGGGGAGUGA
Molecule: messenger RNA, 1098 nt
Organism: Prorocentrum cordatum
Lineage: Eukaryota; Dinophyceae; Prorocentrales; Prorocentraceae
Source: the annotation of a GenBank genome assembly